AUGACUUCGCCUUGGCUUUGCAAUCAUGCGGCACCUUCACGUAAGAGCGUCUCCAAAGGGCUUGGCCCACCCCGUUGGAUGUUUGUACAGAUAAGACUGCCCCCGUUUAUGAAGCUACACAUGGCGGCUCCGUACUGCCUGUUUGGGCAACAACGGGAACCAGACGAGACAUCCCCACUCUUGAAGUACCAAGUUAUUAGCGAUAUCUUGGACGCAGCAGCGGUGAGCACGCAGCCUGACGUUCAUGCGAGUGGUCGGCCAGCAGGCAUGUGGGACACACGAACUGCUACCCAAAGUGUCGCACGAAUUUGCUUUCUGGAGCAACGCUACCAAAGUGGGACAUUUUAUACCAUGCAGUGCAAGGAAGUUGCCAGGCCCGACAUAGCCCUGCUCUUAGCUUAUUUUUCGGCUUCGGAAUCAUGCAUUCCCCCACCGCGACACGUCUUGAAGCAGCUGGCUGUAGCUCUCAACAGAAACAAAGGACAACAUACCAAGCGGGUUGCCUGCGUACUUUCCAAUCCACCACCAUAUGCUGAACCAUCGGCAGCAGAAGGCGAUCUUCAAAGUGCCAGUUAUAAACGACCCAUGUCGCCGGAAGUUGGCUCAAUUGACGAGAAUAAACGACGUCACGGCGAGUGGAGGAGACUCGAAAGGCUGAGACCCCAAAAAUGGGAUGAGGCCAUGACGCCCCCUCCUUCCCUGUUCAACGUAGACAACCCUCCCCCUUUUGCACGAAUCACAAGCAACCCUGCGAUCAAAGGGUUUUGCAAACGACCUGCACUACGCUUCAGGGAAGGAGAAGCCUUGACAGUCACCUUGACAAUACCGUGCGAUCCGUCUGGCACCCCCUCCCGCCAAAUGCCUGAGAGCCGUGAAGGGUAUGCCUGA
Molecule: messenger RNA, 888 nt
Organism: Eimeria maxima
Lineage: Eukaryota; Apicomplexa; Conoidasida; Eucoccidiorida; Eimeriidae
Exons: 4
Coding region: 1-888 (295 amino acids)
Source: RefSeq, a predicted model, not a curated record